CACUGAACCAUAUUCGCCAGUCUUCUUCUUGUGCGCAGUAUUUUAUCCCUCUCUCCUUCUCUCUCCUCCUCUCCCUUAAGAACAUAACAACCUUUUGCUACGUUCUUUUUCACUUGUUGAGCACAGGAACAAAGAUGUCUUCCCGUCCGCCAGUCUACAUCGUCUCCGCCGCGCGAACCCCACUAGGCUCCUUUCUCGGAGCUCUGUCCAGCCUGACUGCCCCUCAGUUGGGAUCGCAUGCCAUCAAGGCUGCCCUCGAAAGAGUCCCUGAAAUCAAAGCAGAAGAUGUAGAAGAAGUAUUCUUCGGUAACGUUCUAUCUGCAAAUGUCGGACAGAACCCCUCCAGACAAUGCGCUCUCGGUGCUGGCCUCCGUGAGUCGACUGUCUGCACUACCGUCAACAAGGUCUGCGCCUCUGGCCUGAAGGCCAUCAUCCUCGGCGCUCAGACUAUCAUGACCGGCAACGCCGAUAUCAUCGUUGCUGGCGGCACUGAAUCGAUGUCGAAUACCCCUCAUUACCUCCCAAACAUGAGAACGGGUGCCAAAUACGGCCACCAGACAUUUGUUGAUGGAAUUAUGAAGGAUGGUCUCUCCGAUGCCUACGGAAAGAAAGAGCUUAUGGGUCUCCAGGCUGAAGAGUGUGCUGAGGACCACGGUUUCACCCGGCAGCAGCAGGAUGACUAUGCCAUCCGGACAUAUGAACGUGCGCAGGCAGCCCAAAAAUCCGGUGGCUUCGAUUUUGAGAUUGCUCCCAUUGAGAUUCCCGGUGUCAGGGGCAAACCCUCUACUAUCGUUGAUAAGGAUGAGGAACCAAAGAACCUUCACCCUGAAAAACUCCGUGCCAUUAAGCCCGCGUUCAUUCCCAACGGCGGCACCGUCACUGCUCCAAACUCCUCUCCCCUCAAUGACGGCGCCGCUGCCGUCGUUCUCGUCUCCGAAUCCAAGCUCAAAGAGCUUAAUAUCAAGCCCCUUGCCAAAAUCCUCGGCUGGGGUGAUGCAGCCAAGGCACCCAGCAAAUUCACUACCGCCCCAUCUCUCGCCAUCCCCAAGGCUCUGAAGCACGCUGGCGUCGAGCAAUCUGCUAUCGAUGCCUUCGAGGUCAACGAAGCUUUUAGUGUUGUCGCACUCGCAAAUAUGAAACUUCUCGGCCUCUCCGAGGACAAGGUCAACCUCCACGGCGGCGCUGUUGCCCUGGGCCAUCCACUUGGAGCUAGCGGUGCUCGCAUCUUGACCACCUUGUUGGGUGUGUUGAGAGAAAAGAAAGGCAAGCUGGGCUGCGUCGGCAUUUGCAACGGUGGCGGCGGAGCUAGUGCCAUGGUUAUUGAAUACUUGCAGUAAGGCUUUGUCUUCUGUGUGACUUUUCAUGUCUUUCCUUCAAUCCUUUUUGAGAGUGGAUUUUUAUGCUAUGUGCAUGAAGCAAGCGCC
This is a messenger RNA of Coccidioides posadasii C735 delta SOWgp, 1424 nucleotides long. It is a transcript of the gene ERG10, whose product is annotated as erg10, acetyl-CoA C-acetyltransferase. Gene Ontology annotation, molecular function: acetyl-CoA C-acetyltransferase activity. The record is from RefSeq and is a predicted model, not a curated record. Gene Ontology annotation, biological process: fatty acid beta-oxidation; ergosterol biosynthetic process. Lineage: Eukaryota; Fungi; Ascomycota; Eurotiomycetes; Onygenales; Onygenaceae. Gene Ontology annotation, cellular component: mitochondrion.